CCACCGCGGUGACCGUUCUCAGAAAAACAAACGCAUCACAAGCUCUAUAUAUAUCUAGGGAUAGAGCGCCGUCUACUGACACCGGUCAUCUACCAAAUUCGCGGCUCUACCGUCCACUCCAAGACCAGCGGGAGCGUGUGUCUAACUUCGUUUCUCCACCGAGCUCUACACCACAUACAACCAGAGUUUGGGCUUCGAAUCCACCUACGCUAGUAGAUAUCUACAUUGAUCGAGAAGUGGAGCACGCCACCCUAUGGUACCGCAGUUGUGGCGCCACCCAACAGUGUACCUGAUCGUUAUACUCGCCUACCUAAUAGGACGGAAACUCGUGCUCUCGCCGUGGCUGCAUCCACUACCCAAUAUCAACAUGGGCCCCGACGCGGAGAACACACCCGAUGAGGGUAGCGUACAGUCUGCACUCAGCAACCUCAUACUCAUGAAAACAUUGGAUCCGGCACUGUUACCGCAGGGCGACAUCUCCGCAGCCGAAACCAGCAGCUCGCGACGGUUGGUGUUCGUAGGUGACGUGCAUGGGUGUCGGGAUGAGCUGGAGCAACUUUUGCAAAAAGUAUCCUUCGACCCCAACAACGACCACCUCAUCCUCACAGGCGACCUCAUCAACAAAGGACCCGACAGUCUCGGCGCAGUCGACCUUGCCCGGAGAUACUCAGCCUCCUGUGUGCGGGGGAACCAUGAAGACCGCAUUCUGCGACUACGGCGCAAGUUAUUCUCUCCGAGCGGCGCAGUCGACGAAGAAAAAGAAGACAAGCACGACGCACGCGAUCGCCCGCUCGCGCUGGCUCUCAGCGACGACCAGGCGCAGUGGCUGGAGGCGUGUCCGGUGAUCUUGAAAAUUGGUUGUGUCCCCGGCAUGGGCCAAGUGGCUGUUGUGCAUGGGGGCGUCGUGCCCGGGGUGGAACUGGAGAAGCAAGACCCGGAGAGCGUGAUGACUAUGUUGACUAUUGACUCUAAGACGGGGGAGCCGAGUUCGAAGAGAGGGGCGGGGGAUAAGUGGGCUAAGGUCUAUAACAAACACCAAUCCGCCAUGCUCAACAAAUCCAAACCCAAGGAGAAAGUAGAGGGAGAUAUAACGACCAUCAUCUACGGCCACGACUCGAAGAAUUCCCUCUCGCUGAAACAGUACACCAAGGGUCUAGACAGCGGGUGCGUCAAGGGCGGACAGCUGACGGCUCUGAUCGUUGGGGCUGGUGGACAGCAGGAGAUCGUGCAGGUGGAGUGUGAUGGGUACGAGGGGAAGAAGUGAAGGAGUUUUGGGCUUUGGGUGGCUUUGUUCAGUAGUUGUUACUUUUGUGUUUGAUAGCGGUUUUCUUUGAUACAUACAACUGGUGGUGUUGCGUUACUUGUGUAUACCGUGCAUGGAUAGAACAUUGGAUAGAUUGGACUUCACGAUAUUGUUGGGGGAUCUAACGUAGCUCUUGGGUGGCUAUGCUUUCUUGUUAAUGAAGAAUACAUCGUAUCUAUGACCCGCCGGAGAGAUAUCAUACUGGUCAGAUGGUUAUAUUGGGGGCUUC
Molecule: messenger RNA, 1532 nt
Organism: Aspergillus campestris IBT 28561
Lineage: Eukaryota; Fungi; Ascomycota; Eurotiomycetes; Eurotiales; Aspergillaceae
Product: putative serine/threonine-protein phosphatase
Exons: 3
Coding region: 368-1264 (298 amino acids)
Biological process (GO): polyphosphate catabolic process
Cellular component (GO): cytoplasm
Molecular function (GO): endopolyphosphatase activity; phosphatase activity
Source: RefSeq, a predicted model, not a curated record